Messenger RNA from Zygosaccharomyces rouxii, 807 nucleotides. RefSeq lists its product as uncharacterized. The record is from RefSeq and is a predicted model, not a curated record. Gene Ontology annotation, biological process: sterol biosynthetic process. The transcript has a single exon. NCBI's taxonomy places the organism in Eukaryota, Fungi, Ascomycota, Saccharomycetes, Saccharomycetales, Saccharomycetaceae. Bases 1 to 807 code for a protein of 268 amino acids. Gene Ontology annotation, cellular component: endoplasmic reticulum.
AUGGCAAGUGAGAAAUCAAAUAACCCACUUACUGGGAAGGAGAAAAGUACUGAAUCCAUAAGUAAUUUGACAAGGCCACAAUUGUUUUCACUGUACGACGAAGAUAUCACCAAGAGUGCAGAUUCUGAAGAUUAUGAAAGAAUUAGAUCAAGAGGUAGUGCAGGAAGUUUCUCAAGGCCAGCAUCUUCCAACUCACAAAUGGAACCAGGUCCCACACCAGCGAAGAAAAGAUGGGCUCCAUUCUUCCGAUUUGUUUUUGCAAUGGUAGUGCUAUCAUUAGCAGGAAUUGCUUAUCACGAAUUAUCCAGGCAUUUACACGAUAACCAUAAGUUACAUCCAGAAUUGGCUUCAAGGCCGUUGUUAGUGGGUGUCCAAUUAUCCCAGUUUUUUACAGGUAACAUGGCUCCUGACUGGGCAGUAUAUGCAUUUGAAGGGAUUUUCUUUGGUUCAUGUAUUCCAUUGAUUGAUUAUAUCUUUUCCAUUAAAACUCGUCAUGCAUCCUGGUUAUCGAUUUUAAAGACAGUUAAUGCAAUGCUAGGUGUUACAUUCGGUAUCCGUAAAGUCCAGUGGUCGUCAAGUUUGCAAGCGGCCAUCGCAUGGGGUCUAUUGAAUAUCAUACUCUGGCUAUUUUUCGACGGAACGAUUUCCAUGUUCAUCACUUGUUCAACUUUAGGAUUACUAUCAUGCGCAACAUGCUACAGUGACAUCACUGAUAAAUCUCAACUAUUGUAUUUCGUGGACUUUUAUUUCCUGGGAUUACUGCUAUUUGGUGAAUUGGGUAGAUACUUAUUUUCAACGAGUUUCUGA